UAUAAGUAGCAUCUUUAUCACUACCACGUGCUUACCCUCCACGUAUGAUAUCACUAUGGGGAUGACUGUAAUGAAAUUUUGAGGCGUAGCAAGAACAUGGGGGGUUGUAGGGGAAGUCGUCAAAUUUAGCGAUCCGCCAAAAAGGGAGUGGGAGUCGAAGAAUAAACAGUGAAUGGAACAAUUGACUGAAUGAGCUGUGAACCGAACAAUAGCGCGAAACAAGAAAACACAAUAAAAAACAAAUUUAUAAAAGCGCAAAACUUUUACAACAGCGAAAUGCAAAAUCAAGUCAACGCCUUCACUUCCUCAAAUCUAUCCAUCUAUUGUUUCCAAUAACCAAACUCCUCCAACAACCAACAUUACAAAUCAACACAAACGACUCCUCGUCAGCAUAACCCCAAAGACACAGCAUCAACAUGGCGCUCCCCUUCAACCGCAUCCCUCCCCGCCGCCCGCCACUCCCCACACCCGCCUCUCCCCUAUCCCGCCGUAGCACGGCGCCAGAAAUCCAACUCUGGAUCCAGCGCUGGCAAUUCCACCGCGCCACCGCCGUGCCACUUACCACUCUCUCCCUCAUAACCUGGACCGGCUCCCACCUCCUCGAUCUCUCUGCCAAGAAACUCUCGUCCGACCUGGUCUCACGGGGUUUCCAUUCCGCUGAAGCGCAAGUCCUGGUGGCUGAUAUAUUGGAGGCGAUGGGUAGAGUCGGUGAUCUGAGUGACUGGAAUUUCUAUUGCUGGGUCGAGCCGGUUAGGACAUGGAUUGGACGGGUUAUGACCUUGGCGGGAGCUGCCGGGCUUAUGUGGUGGGGGACGAGGAUCUCGGAACUGCCUGAAGCACAGUGAGGGAAAGGAGAUGGUGGAUAGCGGACGAGAAGAUACAGAUGUCCUUGAUUAUCAUGUAGCUGGAGCUAUUGAACGCAUCCCCGGUCUGAUAUCAAGAUUUGAUUCUGUCCGGAAAUA
Molecule: messenger RNA, 962 nt
Organism: Hyaloscypha bicolor E
Lineage: Eukaryota; Fungi; Ascomycota; Leotiomycetes; Helotiales; Hyaloscyphaceae
Exons: 1
Coding region: 417-845 (142 amino acids)
Source: RefSeq, a predicted model, not a curated record